UGUAACAGCUCGUUUACCGUGUUGAGAGAUUGCCUGUUACAGAUUUUAUUCUUGUUAUGCUGAGAGCCGGGGAGACAAUAAAGGAGAGUCGACGCAGAGAGUCCGAUAUUCCUAUAUAUAUAUAUAAAUAUAAACGGGUGGCUCCAUUAGUGACGAACUUGGACGCGGAACGGAUGGAGCCGGAAGCCGGCGGACGGAACAGUGAUGGGGAUGGAACGGCGGUGGUGCCGGAGAUGAGUGACGCGGAGUUGUUGGCUGCGGAGCUCGCGUUCAGCAGUGAGCCCGGUACAUCGCACUUUACCCGGUGAUGCUCUCUCCGCCAGGCCGCCUGCGGCCUUCCUUUCAAAAUAUGGGAUGUCUCUGAGGAAUGAUAGCUAUAACAUGUUAAGGCAAGUGCUUUCUUGCUGGAAGUGUACAACUGGUUGAAUAGGGUCUGUGGAGAAGAAGGAAAUGGCGUUAAUGUAACAAGAUGGUUAGGAGAAAAAGUCCAGAAGGCACUCAGCAAAGUGAAGGAGACAAUUACACCUCAAGCAAGUCUAGUGAGUCUAACCAGACUGGCCGUGGAACGGACAAAGCUUCCUGCAGUGGACAUGAGCAAUCUUCCAUUCAGCUGCCUGUGUCAGGGAUUGGAAGUGAUUCUCAGUGUGAAGGCAGCAGCUUCAAAAGGAGAAGGCAGGACAGUAGGAUCCCACUGGAGUGGUUUGAUCGAAGGUACCUGAGUGUCACAGACCUGAGUCAACAGGCUUGGUGUGAACAGCAGGUGGUCUAUGGGAUGGAAAUACCGCACAUUCAACGACUACGUGAUGAGCAUCCAGUUGUGAAAACCGGUAGCAGCAUUCAUCUGGCAAGAGAGUUGGAGAUCCAGGACAUUGUCCCAAUCAAUAUACAGUGCCAGGAAGAUAGUUGGGGUGUUAAGCUUCUUAAUUUUCUCUCAAUGAUCCAGUUCUUGCAGGCAGGAGAGCGUGUCCGAGAGUUGCCUGUGUUUGGAGAAGUGGAGGGGAUUUUCCUGGUUGGUGUGAUUGAUGAGCUGUGCUACAAUUCCAGUGGUGAACUGGAACUCCAUGAACUGAAAACUCGUGGUCAACCAACAUUACCCCAUGCAGCCCAAAGGAAGAGCCAUCACUUACAAGUCAGUGUAUACAAACUUCUCUUUGAGGCUCUGAUCAAAGGCCAGCUGAACAAAGACACAAUCAUUCACCAUCUUCACUUACAAACAGAGCGGAGCUUCAGUUCAGAGGUCAUGGCAUAUACUCAAAUGAUAGGAUUGUCUGUAAACACAUUUGGUGACCUCUUGGAUUUAAUUUUUUUGAACCUGAUGCACGCCGAGAUCCCCACCAUUGACAUCCUAAAGAUAGAAUACUGUUACCAAGCUGAUGCAUCUGUAAUUGGGACAGAAGUGGUGUGCUUUGAAGAGGAGUGGGUUAAAAAGGAGCUGAAAUAUUAUUGCUCCUUCUGGAAGGGCCAGAGGGAGGCCAAGGGGGUGGACAUCGAGGAGGCCUGGAAAUGUCGGACAUGUGAUUUUGCCGAUAUUUGUCAGUGGAGAAAGAAGAAAGCUGAAGAAGCAGCAGAAAAGAAUCAAGCAAAUCGUAGAAAAUGAAGAUCAAGUUUUAGUUUAAAGGGGCCAUCAAAUUUCUCCUCUAUUGUUAGCAUGCCAGGUAGUGAACUUGCUAACAAUGCCUCUUGAUAAAUGAAGCACAUCAUUGCCAGUAUAUCAUUCGGCUGGCCAGGAUACACACUCAACCAAGGAGCCAUGCUCACAGAAGAUUAAGUUAUCAUUAUUGGUUUUGUAAUGCCUCAGUCCAGUACCCUGUGAUAUACAAUUGAAAGCACCUUUACAUGUGAAAUGCAUUGUGAUAGUGACAACUACUUAGCUGUUUGCAGAUCUACAGCAAUUUGGACAAAUAGGACUACUAGUGGACCGGGUAUGCCAAGAGGCAACAUUACUUGCAGCAUUUCUUGAAAUGUAACCAAGUACCAUUUGUCAAUAUUAUAAAGGAAAUGCAGUCCUGCUUGUAUUUGUGGGUUUUCUGACCACAUAUAGUUGAUGUGGCGGAGGGGGUGAUGGGGAGUUUCGUUUCACAUUUCAUAACCACACACUGUUCCAAGGAACUACUAACUGCUAAAGUUGUUAAUUGUUAUUAUUAUUGUGUUGUGGCUUGACAGUUGAACUUAACUGAUUGUAAACAGUAGUCCAACCAGUAUAUUUAGACAAAGUCAACAACUUUCUUCCAUUUCAAAGGUUUUGGGGACCACAGCUUAAUGCUUUGCUGUCAGAGCAUUCUGACUUAAAGUUUUUAGAAUCAUCCUCAAUGGUGAUGAAUUUACGCUUGUAAACUACAGGAAGGAAAUCUGAGGGCAAAAUAAUAAUUCUGGAACUUUAUAUCCAAGUUUAUUAUCAUUCAACCAUACUUGAACAAAACAACGUUCCUCUGGGAGGAACCUAGGUGCAAAACACAGUACGUAUGUAAUAUCAAAUAAUAUUAACAUUAUUAUCAGAAAAUAAAAAAAAUUCUGUAGAUGUGCAAGCUGACAUAGUGCAUAUGAGGCAUAUGGUUAAAUGUUACUGCUGCUGUCAUAAAUAAUGUGGUAGCAGGGUGUCUACUUUUCAUUCCUUAGUUAUUUUUCCCUUUGACCAUCUGGUUCUUGAAGCAACUGGUGUAAUCAUAAUCACCACAGUUUAGCAACACUAUGACCACAUUGAUCAUUUUGCAUUAAAAAUUAACUUCUAAUUGUGUUAUUUCUUGUAAAAAUUGUGCACUUUAUGUUGAGUCAUUAAGUCAUACAGCACUUAACAUGCCAUUCAGCCCAACUCUAUACCAACCAAGAUGCCUCUUCCAUGCUAGCCCAUUUACCAGUCUUUGGUCCAUAACCUUCUGAAUAUUUCCAAUCAUGUACUUAUCAAAUGCCCUUAUUUCCAAGUGUCCAUAUAUAACCAUCUGGGGUUGGUAGAUAGCACAUUCACCUUGCUGCAGGCAGUUGAAUGAAUCCAUCAAGUUAAUAAGCAUUCUGGCACAAAAUGCUUUUAUUAAAAAAUGCUUUCCAUUCUCCUCAUUCAACCUCGUUGACUUCGGGCAUUUUAUUCAGAGCUUAGUGUUCAACAAAAAAGCCUUCAAAUUUCCACAGUAUUGGUAAGCUUCUAGUACCAGUAGCAAGAUGAUUGAGAAAGAUUGAUCCACGGAUUGUUGUACAAUUUCUAGAAGAUGGUUGACGCUCAGCAAAAAACAUCUUUCCAAGUAGGUAGUAACCAGGUUGGUUACAGUAGAAAUAGUCUGUGGACGUGUGAAUAGGAAUAAAGUAGGACGGGACAUUUGUAAUGAUGAAAGAGGCAAUGAUGCAAAGACUGAGUAUUGCAGCUCUACCAGAAGAUAAAACACUUCAGAAGGUCAUAUAGUGGCAGAAACAGCCCCAUCAGCCCACUGUGUCCAUGCCUGUCGUCAUAUACCAAUGUGUAUUAAUCCCUUUUUGCAUCCUUCUCCCUUUAGCCUUUAUGCCAUGGUAUUUGAAGGGGUAAUCCACAUUCUUUAUAAAUCUUGGAGAGUACUUGUUUACCACUGUCCCCUCAGGCAGUGCGUUCCAGAUUUCAACCACCCUCUAGUCUAGAUAAAAAGAAAAUCAAGUCUCCUCUGAAUCUUCUUCCCCUUACCUUAAACUUGUAUCUCUGCUGGAUGUAGGUAUCUCUGCUUAAGGGAAAAAGUUUCUAAUUACCCUCACACAGCUGGAUGCAUCUAUGUAAAAGCUACAGGUGCAUAGCAGACUGAAGGAGAAAAAGGCUUUUACAGUAUCUUAAACAGGAAAAGGUAUUAAAUAUGAAACAUAAGAAUCUGCAUGCUGAUUACAACGAAUAAUUACAGAGCCUUUGACCUGCUGAAAGGUAAGCUGCAGUUGAUGUUGAGCAUUAUAAUUAUGUUUAUAAGCUUGAAGUUUGUGUGUUGCCCAGAGUUGUCUUUUGACAAAGUAGCAUUUAUUGUGCCCCAUGUACUUAGUGCACUGAAAAUGCUUAGUACAGUUUUAAACCUUAAGCAACAGUUGCUGACAUUGUAAUAUUUUGUAUUAAUUUCUCUAAUCAUGAUUCAUGAUCAUAAAUAAUAAAAACUUGAGUUCUGUAUAAAAUGGUAUUUUAUUUUCUCUUUCUAAAGUGCUGAUAAAUCUUUGUGUAAAGUUUCUAUUGAUGGCCAAGAUGUGUUUUUUUCCCCCUUUUGUAAUUUGUAAUAAUUUCUCUGAGCCAGCUGCAAAGUUCAGCAGUUUUACCAGUGUUAGCAUGGAAGAUGUAUUUGUUCGCUGGAUGCAGGAUUUCCUCAAGAUAUCAAGUUACAUUAAUGGCAGGCAAAAAUGUGUUCACAAUUUUUCAUUACACAUGGGAGGCAUCUUAGAUCCACACUUACUGCAAAUAUGCAUGCUGGCAGACAGAAGAACUUCGUAAUUGUAG
Mobula hypostoma (lesser devil ray) is the source of this 4426-nucleotide messenger RNA. It is a transcript of the gene exo5, whose product is annotated as exonuclease 5. The transcript is spliced from 7 exons. Gene Ontology annotation, cellular component: nucleus. Gene Ontology annotation, biological process: interstrand cross-link repair. Bases 470 to 1597 code for a protein of 375 amino acids. NCBI's taxonomy places the organism in Eukaryota, Metazoa, Chordata, Chondrichthyes, Myliobatiformes, Myliobatidae. Gene Ontology annotation, molecular function: single-stranded DNA 5'-3' DNA exonuclease activity. The record is from RefSeq and is a predicted model, not a curated record.